AUGACUUUACGUUCCAAUGAUGAUUCUACACGGACUGUGUUUCCAAUGUAUUUUGGUCCGAACACAAAGUUUGGUGAUGCUGCUUCUACACCAUUGAAAAUGAUCAAGUUGCACGUCGAACAACAAGUGAAUGCAAAAUUUCCACUCAUACAUCAAGUGGCAACAACAAUGACAUUUAAAAAUGAACACAAUAGAGUAUUAGAAGGAGCUUUGGAAUUUACGCUACCUGAAACAGCAACUAUUUGCGGAUUCGGUCUUGAUGUUGAUGGUGUCAUUGUUGACGGUGUUGUUGUUGAAAAGCAAAAAGCUCGGGUGACAUGUGAAAAAGAGGUUCAGAAAGGUGUUGAUCCUGGCUUAGUUGAAAUGGUUCAAGGAAAUAUAUUUCGUACAAGAGUUUAUCCAAUACAAGCUGGAGGAAACGAAUAGCCACCAUUACCACAAUUCAAUGAAAAUGCACUUGAUAGUCAAAAAACAGCUACAAUUUCAACUAGGGUUCUAAAUGUGACGCACUAUUUUUUAUUUAGCGAUUGUCUUUGGACAGUUGGUAAUGAUGAUCCAACACUAUUCGAUCGGUGGACAACAAAACCAAUUUGGAUAUUGAAUGCCAAUUUCGCGCAUGAAUCAACAAAUUUUUCAUUGAUUAAUCAUUUAACUAACCUCAGUGGCGGUGGAUAUAUUGCACGUGAGAAAAUUGUAAAUCAGAAUAAUGUAAACGAUAUCAUCCAAUGGGUUGAUAGACCACAACCAAGAUAUAUCAAUACAGAUAUUCUCAAUAACACAUCUGUUCAUGGCAUUUAUCCAAGUCAUUCAGUUAUGUUAGCAACAAAUACAGAACAGUUUAUACUUGUCGGAAAAAUGUUAUCAUCGGUUCCAGUGAAUAUUGCAAUCAAUUUCAUGAUCUUGAAUCAGAUGCAUCGUAAAGAAUUGACGAUAGAUAAAGCAGAUCGAACAUUUAAAAACUAUGAAUUAUUCCGUCGAUUAUAUGCGCAACAAAUGUUAGCUGAAUUAACUGCAUUUCCGGAAAAAAAUAAGAAGCGCAUCAUAGAUAUUGGCAUGAAAUAUUCGAUCUUACGAACAGUUGCUUAUAAACUUGUUGAACUUGGUCUUGCCAAUUUAGCUGAAAAUAUUUUUCGACACAUUUCAAUUCUGCGAUCGAAUGAACCACAAUCAUUUCGAGAUCUAGCAUUAUUAUUGCAAGAAUCGACUAAUAUUCAAUAUAAUCAUAUCAUAGAAAUAUCAGAUCUAUUUAAGAAAGUUAUAUUAGGUGAAUGGGACAAUCGUUUUGCUGAAAUUGAAGUUACAGCAUUACACGAAUUGAAUUGGUUUCUAUUUAGAUUUCAUCAGCAACAGCAAAUAGCGGCAUCUCUUGAUAAUCGUCUAAUUCGACAUUUACAUGUUGAUUUAAGAAUAGUUUUGGUCUGGGAUACAGAUCUUGAUUUACAUGUUAUUGAACCAACUGGCGAAGAAUGCUAUUAUUCUCAUAAAAAUACAGCUAAUGGAGGUAUGAUAAGUCGUGAUUUUACACGUGGUUAUGGGCCAGAGGAAUAUCUGAUUCGCAAGGCAACUAAAGGAACAUAUACAGUUCGAGUAAAAUACUUUGCUAACCAUCAACAAAGUUUAACGGGUGCAACGACAAUAAUGGUAUACAUUUAUAAGUAUUAUGGUGAAUCAAAUCAACAAAAAGAAAUUGUUACACUACGAUUGGAUAGCAACAAGGAAAUGAUCGAUGUAUGUAAAGUGGAAUUUGAUGAUGAUGUCAAACGAAAAUCACAACAUAUAAGAACUCACUGUCAAAAAUUCGAAUACGAAUAUUCAUCAAAAUAUUACUUGUGA
Molecule: messenger RNA, 1833 nt
Organism: Rotaria sp. Silwood2
Lineage: Eukaryota; Metazoa; Rotifera; Eurotatoria; Philodinida; Philodinidae
Source: the annotation of a GenBank genome assembly